This is a messenger RNA of Scleropages formosus (Asian bonytongue), 2041 nucleotides long. RefSeq names its product R3H domain and coiled-coil containing 1-like (gene r3hcc1l). The transcript has 8 exons. NCBI's taxonomy places the organism in Eukaryota, Metazoa, Chordata, Actinopteri, Osteoglossiformes, Osteoglossidae. The coding region runs from base 77 to 1111 and encodes 344 amino acids. The record is from RefSeq and is a predicted model, not a curated record.
AAAACAUCGUCUGGUUCAUUUCGUCAUCAAAUGUGGCCUUGUUUGGAUGACGUCACGGGGAACGUUCUGAGCAGGGAUGGACAAGGCCCCAACAUGCUCCAGGAAGCCUGACCAGGUGCUUUACACCCCGAGGAGGAGCCAGUCUCAAGGAGGUCCUGGGAAGGAGGAGUGCUCCAGCAGCUGCUCAGCCAGAGACAGGCCCCAAACACAGGGGACUGCAGGCAAAGCCCGGACCAGGCCUCGCUAUGGGGACAAACACAAGAAAAGCAAAGGGCAGGGAACCUGCUCCAAGGAAGGGGAGGGCAACAUACUAAAUGGAAAGGCAGAGGGUGAAAAAGCGUUACAGGAGCUACUGGAUGUCUCUGUAGGACCAAUAGAAGUUCAGAGCCCUGUGAGGCAGAGUGACAGUUCGGAAACAGCUGGAUCUGAGACAGUCUACAAGGAAGGGGGCAUCCCUGAGAGUCCGUCCAACCAGACAAGCCUGGAGGAGCUGGAGAAAGAGGAGGAAAGCUGGGACACCCUUUUCAACGAUGAUGGCGACUGCUUGGAUCCACACUUAAUAGAGGAGCUCUCUGCAAAAGCCGGGAAGAAGAAGGAAUCCAUCCAGGAGCCACAGUUCAAUUACUACAACUGGGAUGUGAAGCCAGAGGUGGAGCUGCGGGAAGACGAGCUGUCGCACAUCGUGGAGAUCUACGACUUCCCUGCUGAGUUUAAAACGGAGGACCUGCUCCGGACCUUCCACUCGUUCACGCAAAGGGGCUUUGACAUCCAGUGGGUGGAUGAUACGCAUGCUUUGGGUCUCUUCAACAGUCCAAUAGCAGCUAAAGAGGCUCUGCGGAUGAAGAACCCCAUGAUGAAGGUGCGGCCCCUUUCCCAAGCAUCCUCCACCAGCAAGGCCAAGGCACGCAGCUGCUCAGACUACCUGCUGCCUGCCAAGGAAAGACCCCAGACCAGCGCGGCUCUGGCCCGCAGGCUAGUGAUCGGGGCCCUGGGAGUGCGCAGCCCGCAGAGCCGGGAGGAGCGUGAAGCUGAAAAGAAGAAGCUGCAGGAAGCGCGAGAACAAAAGCGCUUGGCAGCAAAGCAGCGUGAGGAUGCCUGGGAGGGCAAGUGAGACAGGAAGAGAAAGGAACAAAGGAGGAGGAGGAGGAAGGUGCUUUUCUUCCUCAGUUCCAACAGAGAAACCCAGAGGAGGACAGUAGUUGCUUUUCCCAACUAAUCACACAUACAAAUGGCAGCCUGGUAAUGUCAGAAACCUGAUACACAGGAUCUUUAGUGAGGUGUAGACAUUCAGAAGAGACGGUCCCUUUUCUGUGACACACAUCAUGAUGAAAUGUCAUUGAGAUGGCUGCGCCAAAGCUCUCUGACACCCUCAGCAAGUAUGGCUGGUUUUAUCAGACUUUUAAGCCUGUUUUUUUUUUUAGGAGUGUCGCUAAAAUACCAAACUGUCAAAUGUUCAUGAAACCAUCAAAUCUAGACAGCCUAGUUUUUUAUAUUAUUUUUAAUUUAAUGUUUUUAUCUGAGACCCAUCCAGCUUUUCAGAAUUUGAAAAACAAACAGGGUGUUUACUUAUUUAUUAAGUGUUUUAAUAAGUUCUCCAAAAGAAGUACAUCUACUGUGUCCAAAGACAGGGUGUCCAGAGAAGGAGUGUUUUUAGUUUUUUGAAAAACACUCACUCGAACUGUGGAGAUGAUGUGCUCUCUGACAGUUAUCUUGGGUGGUAAAUGGCCAUCGCAUUGCCAGAGAGGCUUUUCCUCGUGGAGCCAGAGCUUUAAAGGAUGCUGACAGCUCAGUUCAGCAAAUACUCAGUUUUACUGUUUGUUCAAAUGACUGUGUUUAAUCUGGGUGCUGAUUGUCAUUGGUGUGACUUUCCAGGGGUAUACCAGGGAAGAGAAUCCCACACAGUGAGAAAAUAACAUUGUCAGACCACUGUUCAUCAUCACCAAAUUUUUGCCUUUUAAAAUGCUCAAUCUUGAGUAAAUUAUUUUUUUAACUUUAUCAUUUAACUGUCUGUACUUGAAUAAAUAAGUCGAAACAUCAGGUU